AUGGAUCAUAGUCCUCAUCCACUAAGUCCAGCGCCUGAUGAAACCCUCAAGCAAGGGGGCUUUCUGAACCUCGCAGAGACGACUGAUCCCACCAGUUCGUCUCCGUCACUCUUCUCAUUUUUCCGUCGCCAACCUAAGCACGACCCCGAUGCCAUCGCUACAACUCGCAGCGUGUUCGAUGAUCCCUUACUUGCAAAGUUUUAUGCACCGCAUCCUGGAUACGAGAAUCUUCACCGUUUCGAUCCACAAGCAAGAUGGACAUAUGCCGAAGAAGCCCGGGUCAGACGAAAGUCCGACUGGAGAAUCCUCCUCUGGAUCCUUGUAAUGUUCUUCGCUCUCAAUCUCGACAGAGGCAACUUGGGAAAUGCCGCCGCCGAUAAUCUGCUUGACGAUCUGCACCUGACGACCAACGAUUACAACAACGCGCAAAACAUGUACCGAAUCGGAUUUUUGAUUGCCGAAAUUCCAUCGCAGAUGAUUGGAAAGCGACUUGGGCCAGAUCGGUGGAUUCCAGUUCAAAUUAUACUAUGGAGUAUUCCUAGCGGAGCACAAUUCUUUAUUAAAGACCGCAGUGGCUUCUUUGCCUGCAGGUUCUUAUUAGGCCUGUUCAUGGGGGGCUUCAUACCGGAUUCCAUUCUCUACCUCUCCUACUUCUACACCAAAACCGAGAUGCCUUUCCGGUUGGCUUUGUUCUGGUUCACAGAUUCGAUGUCAGGCGUUGUUGCGUCUUUUAUUGCGUACGGUGUGUUGCACAUGCGUGGCGUAGAUGGACGUGCAGGCUGGAGAUGGCUAUUCUUGAUCGAGGCACUCAUCAGUAUUGUCAUUGGAUUCCUGAGCUUCCUCUUCUUAGUUCCUGGCCCAACACAGACCCGUACAUGGUGGAACCCGAAAGGCAUAUUCAGUGAACGCGAGGAAACCAUCAUUGUCAACCGUGUACUCCGCGAUGAUCCGUCCAAGAGCGAUUCACACAAUCGAGAAGCACUGAGUCUCAAACAGCUGUGGCUGAGUUUGAAAGACUUCGAUCUAUGGCCUAUUUAUAUCCUUGGGAUUCUUUUUGAAAUCCCCACAUCACCACCAAAGACAUAUCUCACCCUCUCCCUCAAGGCCAUUGGAUUCACUACUUUUCAAACCACCCUCUUGUCCAUUCCAGUGACUGUCUUUGCGGCGAUAAACCUACUCUUGGUCACAGAGCUGAGUGAACGCGUCAAGCAAAUUUCUCUUGUUGGCCUCUUCACCCAGCUAUGGUCACUUCCACUACUUAUCGUUCUUUACACCUCCUCAGGAACUCUAUCCAACUGGGGUCUCUACGCUGUGACAUUUGUUCUACUAGGCUGGCCAAAUCCACAGGCCGCGCAAGUUGGAUGGUGCUCCCGAUUGAGUAACUCCGUGAGAACGAGGACCGUGAGUGCAGCUAUCUUCAACAUCAUGAUCCAACUUAGCGGUAUUGCAUCUUCAAAUAUCUACAGGACGGAUGACAAGCCGCUGUACCGCCGAGGCAACAGACAGCUUAUUGCAAUCAACGUCGCUACUAUUGUAGCGUACGGUCUUGCGAAGGUCUACUAUGUCAGCAGGAACCGCUGGAAGAAGGCCCAAUGGGAAAAUCUUAGUCAUGAAGAAAAGGCCCAUUACUUGGAGACGACUUCAGAUCAAGGCAAUAAGCGCCUGGAUUUUUAUUUUGAGAGUUAA
Molecule: messenger RNA, 1686 nt
Organism: Penicillium odoratum
Lineage: Eukaryota; Fungi; Ascomycota; Eurotiomycetes; Eurotiales; Aspergillaceae
Product: putative MFS transporter
Exons: 3
Coding region: 1-1686 (561 amino acids)
Biological process (GO): transmembrane transport
Cellular component (GO): membrane
Molecular function (GO): transmembrane transporter activity
Source: RefSeq, a predicted model, not a curated record